Trichoderma gamsii is the source of this 1353-nucleotide messenger RNA. RefSeq lists its product as hypothetical. The record is from RefSeq and is a predicted model, not a curated record. The transcript has 2 exons. Lineage: Eukaryota; Fungi; Ascomycota; Sordariomycetes; Hypocreales; Hypocreaceae. The coding region runs from base 1 to 1353 and encodes 450 amino acids.
AUGUUUGCUAAGAGCUCUGCUUCGGCCGGCCUUUUGGUCGCUCUGUUCAGCUAUGUGUCUGCGAGCCCGGUGCUCUUGAAGAGAGAGCCCGCAGCGCCGGCCAACCUGGUCUUGUCUCCGGCCGGUAACGGUGGAUCGGACUUGAAGCUUGCUACCCAGGACCACUUCAUCUGGACUCAUGAAGAUCAAGGCAUCUAUGCCAACUUGACCAUCACAGCCAACCAGGGCGUCCGUCUCCUCAGCGCGCUCAGCUUCCAAAACGUCGUGGAAUCCGUCGACUGCAGCUCCCAAGACGUCACCGUCAAGUUCGACAGCGCCACCUCCCUGAAGGCUGCCCAGACUGCCUGGGCCUGGGUCAACCAGGCGCCCGCCAACACCAUCAUCUACAUCGCCGAAGGUGAUACUUGCGCCGGCGACAGCGGCCGACAGCCCUUCUCCGUCGAGUCCGUCACCUACGACGCCACGGCCAACACGGCCACGCUGGCUGCCACCAAGGCCGCGUGGAAGAGCUUCGCCCAGGACGCCAGCAUCCGAAUCAGCGGCACUCCGGCCACGGGCACCAGCACUCGCUCCGUUAGCAAGGAUGUGGCCAUUGACGUGAGCCACGACUUCUCCGGCCCCAUCUACAGCACCACCAUCGACGGCGUCAACCUCGGCAUCUCGUGCUCGACGUGCAACACGCAGGGCACGCUAAACGCCGACAUCACGCUCUCGCUGUCCGACGGCUUCGAGGCCUCGGUCACGACGUCCAACAGCCUCGGCGCCACCUUCGAGGUCAGCCUCACUGCCAGCGGUGGCCUCACUUCGCCGCUGUCCACCAACAUCCCCAUUUUCAGCACCGCCCUGGCCGGCUUCACCAUCGCCGACGUCGUCACCAUCGGCCCUCAGCUGCAGCUCGUCGCCGAGGCCUCCAUCUCCAGCUUCACCGCAUCUGCUACCGCUACCGUCGGCGUCGAGGCGACCCUGCCCGACGGCUCUGGCUUCACUCUCGGCCAGGGCGUCAACAUCAGCCCCGUCAUCCAGGCCAAGGGCCUCGGACUCAGCGGCCAGGUCUCCAUCGCCGCCAGCAUCGUCCCAACCGCCACUCUGCAACUUGCCGCCACCUUCUUCGACGAGGGUCUCGUCGGAGGCAUUGCCCUCAAGGCGCCUCAGCUGACUGCCAACUUUGCCGGAGCUGCUAGCACUGCUGGCGAGACUGCUUGCGGAAACAGCACUGCCGAAGUCUCUGUCGAGAUUGACGCCGGUGUUGAGCUCGAUGCUUUUGGUGGAUUCGGAGGAGACACUGACCAGCCCAACUUGACCAAGAUCUUCUCUGCUUCCACGACUCUGUGGAAGGCUUGCUUGGUUGUGUAA